ACACUGCAACAGUGUUACUGACAUGUUAAAUGUCUUUUCUUUUCUAAAUCAGGAAGCUGAUGCAUGAGAAAGAAAUGCAUUCCACGAAUAAAUCUUUAAAAUGAGUGCAUAACUUUGGGUGCAUUCAUAUAUUUCCUAAUCAUAAUCUCGGUUAUAGUACAGGUUCACUUUAAGCAGAAAGGUGACGCGUACCUCGCUUGAAUGGUGUAUACACACACACACACACAAGCACAAGACGGACAUGAUGGGACGCGUUUGCACAGCGGAUUAAUCAGCUGCAUUAAACCCCAACAGCGUUAUAUUUGUGUAGAAAAGCGAGGAGAAAAAAAAGGGUGCGCAAGAUAGAGGCAUCAGUCACAUACUAUUGAGUGAAGGACCUUUUUUCCGGCCCUCCAUCCUCGAUCAUAACCACAGAAGAAAACAAAUAUUCUAAAGCAGCCUUUCUCUUUCACUUAUCUCUGUCUGUCCUUUUCUCUUCCCACUUAGCGCCUCCUUUUUCCGCUGUGAGUGUUCUCUCUGGAGGUGCACAGUAGUCAGGCUCUGCCAUGCCCAGGGCGUGACCCCUCGUGUUUCCUUCUCCUCCUCCAUCAUGAAGCUGAAGCAGCGUGUGGUGGUGUUGUGCGGUGUGCUGCUGCUGCUGGGCCUGGCCAAGCUCUUCCUGCUGGAUGGAGGCGAAGGCUCGGCUGCCAGCCGCCGUGACCUGCGUGCCUUCCGCAAGAUGGAGGCGAGCCUAGCUCUGGCCAAGAACGCCCGUCUCACACACACGUUGCAGUCCCCCUGGGAGGUGGCGUCACAGUGGGUGGGGCCACGCGAGGUUUACCCAGAUGAGACACCUGAGCUGGCCGCUGUGCUCAGCGCCCUGGCCAGCGCCCGUAUCCAGAGGGCCGACGUCGGCUACAAAGGCACCCAGCUGAAGGCACUUUUGGUGCUGGAUGGAGGACAGAAGGUGGUGUUCAAGCCCAAGAGGUACAGCAGAGAUUAUGUGGUUGAGGGAGAGCCUUAUGCAGGCUAUGACAGACAUAAUGCAGAGAUCGCUGCCUUUCACCUGGAUAGGAUCCUGGGCUUUAGGAGAGCACCUCUAGUGGUGGGGCGAUUUGUGAACCUUCGCACGGAGAUAAAGCCUGUUGCCACAGAGCAGCUACUGAGCACAUUCCUCAUGCACGGGAAUAAUACCUGCUUCUAUGGGAAGUGUUACUACUGCAGGGAGAGUGAGCCUGCAUGUGCUGAGGGUGACAUAAUGGAGGGAUCAGUGACACUCUGGCUCCCUGACGUCUGGCCACUGCAGAAACACAGACAUCCAUGGGGACGCACGUACAGAGAGGGCAAACUUGCCAGGUGGGAAUAUGAUGAGAGUUACUGUGAAGCAGUAAAGAAGAUGCCGCCGUACGAUGCUGGUCCACGCCUCUUGGACGUGAUUGACACGUCUAUUUUUGAUUACCUAAUUGGCAACGCGGAUCGGCAUCAUUAUGAGAGUUUCCAAGACGACGGCGGAGCCAGCAUGCUCAUUCUACUGGACAAUGCUAAAAGUUUCGGGAACCCAGCUUUAGAUGAACGAAGCAUUCUGGCUCCUCUUUAUCAGUGCUGCAUGGUACGUGUGUCCACCUGGAACCGAUUAAACCUGCUGAAGGGCGGAGCUCUGAGUUCAGCGAUGCGCCAGGCUACAGCCCACGACCCUGCCCACCCAGUUCUGACUGAGCCUCACCUCGCAGCCCUCGACCGCCGUCUCAGCAGCGUCAUAGCCAACAUACGCCAGUGCAUAGAGAUGCAGGGAGCAGAGAGCACACUUAUUGAAGACCGCAUGAACCUGCCUCACCCUUAAACACAUCCAAGAGAGAGAGAAAGAGAGAGGGAGGUAGCAUUUUAAAUUGAGUUGAAUGCUGCCUGUCUGCCUUUAGAGGCUCACUUCCUGCAUUUGCAGCAUUGCAAGGAGACCUUAAAAACUGUUGGAAGUUACCUCAACCCAAGCAGGAAGUUGUCUCAUAACUCAUUAACAUUGAUGCAGACCCUAGUUUCUCCACAAACCAAAAAUGUUAUUUUCUCGAGCACAGCCACACACACACACACACACACACACACACACACACACACCCCUCUAAUCUUUUUCUCUUCCAUAUUUUCCCAACAUGCAUCACACAGUAGGAAUAAGUUCACCAAUUCCCUUGCAACAUUCUUACUUGGCCAUGUAAUAUUUCUUUCCAUAAAUUUCUCUCUCUCUCCAUGUUUAAAAGUGGCCUGUAACGUUGAACAUGCCUGAGCCUGUAUGGGCUCAGGGACAUUCCACAGCAGCUGUGGGGGUGUUCGCAGGCCCGGGCUGCCCCGUACUGGUAUCAAGGGCAGCACCAGUGAAAUUAUGUCACUGACAUCACAAAUCAAAGCAUUAACAGCCUAUCUGGGGAUAGCCUGUCUACAAACAGAUUGUACAUAAGCAACUAUUUAAUGACAAUGUUGAUAAACAAAUGAAUGGUUUUAAUGAUUUAAAAGAUUAAUAUUGAGAGUUACUAUGCAGGUUUGCCUGCUUUAAAAUGUGCAGUAUGAUUUCUGGAUAUAAACGGGUAGUGGGUGGAAGAAGCUGCUACUGAAGCUCAAAAAGAAGAUGGAGUGAAUGAUAGCAUGAAAAGCUAUAAGAGAGAGAUAUUCACACUUAUUCACAAAGCAGUGGUGUGGCUACAUGUAUUCAUCCCAGCCAAAUAGGAGUCAUUUAAAGAGCAAGAGCAUCUAAUUAAACAAGGGAAAUCUGGUGUAUUUCUGUAUGUUUGGACUGAAAGGCUACUGCCAGAUCAACCAUUUCCUGAUAAGAUUGAGGGUCCCUGCUGUGUGAAGAUCUUUUGAACAUUAAAAAAACCUUAAAAUUCAGUGUUUCCCUUAUUUUCAAGACAUUUUUACAAGAAAAUUUCUACCUCAUCAAUUUAUCAUUCUUCAUUAAAUGUUUAAUAGUUGGUUGAGGUCUUACAAGGUCAUAGUGGCUCAAAAUGGUAAAAGCCGAUAGACGCAGGUGGUAAUUUCAGUAUUUAUUAUAUGGGAGCAUGACCGUGCUAUUCAUCUGUCCCACCUAGGGGCAAUGGUGAGCAACUAACUUGUUGUACUACAUGUUUUCUGUUAUGGUUGCUGACCUCAUUAUGGCACUUUCACUCAAAUUACUGGAAACUUAUGUCAUGUUUUUAUUAUAUUCAUGACUGAGACUGAAACCUGAGAAGGUUAGUUGUUUGGUCUCUAUAAAUAUUUCUUAUCCGAUUAUAGGAUUUAUUCAAACUACUUGGCUGCCCUGAAUAUCACAUUAUAUCAAGAGCUUGGUCUGUUUUCAAAGCAGGCUAUGGAAUUUCCAAACUGCCUUCCGACAGCGAAUCAUCUCCUUACUUUGCCCCUCAGUCAUCUCUGAAUUGAAUCGGCUGCACAAAUGACUGAAGCCUCAACCAUGCUUGCUCAAUUCUGAACUGUCAUAUCUGGCCAAUGUUUUCCCUCUCACUCCAGAUGCGUGUUAUGCUGAGAGCAAGAUCAGCUGCUGGUAGAGACACUACAUUAUGCUUUGAAUUGGGUCAUUACCGUUCCUGCAGCUUGUGCUGUAAAUAGGCAUAACUGUAAGAGGGACUGCCCUGUGGCCUCGCUAACCCACUGCUGGUAUUUGUGUUUUAGUGUGUCAUUCUUUGAGAUGCCAUGACCUAUACUGUAUGUGUUCGUAUAAGUCUUGGUUGGAGGAGGUGUUCUUGUGUGUGAACAUUCAAAAUGAGUAAACCUAAACAAACCUGUAGCCUUUAUACUGGCUUUGAAAAGUGCAGAGGGAAUUUCAUGUGCAUUAUGUUUAAUGAAUAAGUGUGGUAUAUAAUGCAGCGUCAUCCUGUAUGUAAAUUCUGCUAAAAUGUGUUUCAUCUCCUAGUCCUGGAGAGCCACAUUACAGUUCACACCCCUCCUGUGUGGGUGGGGUGUAGAAUAAAUGCAGAAGUCCUAUGAGUUAUGGGCAUCUGAAAA
Messenger RNA from Pangasianodon hypophthalmus (striped catfish), 3963 nucleotides. RefSeq names its product FAM20B glycosaminoglycan xylosylkinase (gene fam20b). Gene Ontology annotation, cellular component: Golgi apparatus. The transcript has 9 exons. The coding region runs from base 590 to 1819 and encodes 409 amino acids. NCBI's taxonomy places the organism in Eukaryota, Metazoa, Chordata, Actinopteri, Siluriformes, Pangasiidae. Gene Ontology annotation, molecular function: phosphotransferase activity, alcohol group as acceptor. Gene Ontology annotation, biological process: protein phosphorylation. The record is from RefSeq and is a predicted model, not a curated record.